Messenger RNA from Phoenix dactylifera (date palm), 5824 nucleotides. It is a transcript of the gene MEE22, whose product is annotated as maternal effect embryo arrest 22. NCBI's taxonomy places the organism in Eukaryota, Viridiplantae, Streptophyta, Magnoliopsida, Arecales, Arecaceae. The record is from RefSeq and is a predicted model, not a curated record.
AGGGUUUUAUUCCGCUUCAAUGCAAAACCAUCACUCAGUAGCAACGGCGGCGUCUCCCACCGCGCAGCGCUGAAACCCUAAUCGUCUCUUGGCCAUGCCUUCGAAACCCUAAUCCCCCAAACUCGCUGCUAUCCAUCAUCUCUUCUCCCAUGGCGGCCGACAUAGCGUUAGAACCCGAACCCCUGAAUCCGUGCUGCGCGGAGAUCAAGAAACGGUAUCAGAAGCUGGAAGAGAAGAGGAAUGCUCUCCGGCAGGCCGUGAAGCUCCUCGAGAACGAAACGAAUAAGCUCCUGAACGAGAAUCAGAAUCUCAAGAAGGCUUAUGAAGAGGAGCGGGCACGGGACAGGGCGAGAGAAAGAAGCAAAAGAAAAGGAGUCCACUAUUAGAAAUCAGUUGGAGAAAGAAAUGCAUGACUUGAAGGCUGAGAUGUCCUCCUGUCAGAAAAGUGGAAGUUCGAGAAGUGAGGCUGAUGAUGAAAGUGGCCUGAUUCGCAUUUUGGAGGCAGAGGGAGAAGUAGGAAGGCUCAAGGAACUUUUAGAUGAAGAGAAAAAGCGAAGCAAUUCUGAGAAGAAGAAUGCUGAGGUGGAGAAGAAAAAAGCUGCUGAAGCAUGGAAAUUUGUGGAAGUGGAGAAAAGCAAGGUAGAAGAAGUAAAGAAACAUGUAGAGAUUGCAAGGAACAAAGCUGAUGAAUACAGGCUUUGCCUUGAAAAACUAAAGAUGGAAGCUAAUGAAGCAAGAGAGAAGUUGAUUGCGGAGAUCUCCAAAGCAGAUGAUGCAAAUAAAAAGGUUGAAGCCGAGAAGCAGAAGAUAAACAGAGAAAGGGAACGUGCUGAUAUGGAGAGGACAAAAGCAGAAGAACAGAGAAGGCUCAUGGAAGUAGAAAGGAAAAAGGCAAUGGGUGAAAAAUACAGGGCAGAUAAUUUGUCCCAGAGGCUGGAGAAGGAGAAGCAAAGGAGUGAAGAAUUACAGAGGAAAGUCGAGGAGAUUUUAUCUACCGGAAGAGAUGUAAGGGGUUGUUCAUGUUUUGGAGAUAAAAGAUCUAAUGGCGGAACAAACAUCAAAACUGCAGAUGUCAAGCUUCUAAGAGAGCAACUCAAGCUAAAAAAGAAGCAAGUAAAGCAUGCUAAAAGAAUGAAUAAACUAGAGAAAGCAGAAAAUAGGUUUAUAAGGAAAGAGCUUUCUCUCUUAAAACAGGAUUUCAUGCAAAUGUCUUGCCGCUUUAAUGUCCUUUACGACUUCCUAUCAUGCAGCAUGGAAGGUACAGAUAGCCUGGCAAAGAACGGCGAAUCUCCAGAGCUAUGGGGCUGCAACUUGCAGAACAACCUUUUGGGUCCCCAACCAUGCAAUUUUAACUCGCAAAGUGAUUUUAGCUUGCCAGAGAUAUGCUAUACAAAUUCACUUAAUCACCCUUGUUCUGCCAGGGAAUGCCCUCGCCUACAGUUAUCUAGAGGAAGCUGUACCCGGCCAACCUCAGGUAUUAGUUCUGAAUUGGAGCCUCCAGUUGGAGGUUCUGUCAGAAUCAAGUCACAAAGUUCUGCCGUAUGUUCCACUGCAACAUCUUUUUCUGAUAGCAAGUUCAUGGGCUCACAGGGAAAGGAUGCAUUAUUUGCCACUGCAUCAACCGAAGUAGCAGAGAAGAGCUCCAAUCAGAGAUCAUCCAUUCUGAGACUGUCUGGUGGAGUGGCUAAAACUAGGCAAACAGAAAAUAUUGGGGUGGUGACAGAGAAUAACAAUAGAACGUCUGUCCAAAGAAAUGUAAUAAAUGCAUGCCUGAAUUCAUCUGCAGUAAGUGUAGUGGAUCAGGCGUCUAAUAGUCGCAGAAAAAAAAGAAGGAUCCAAGAUGCUCUAGAAUCUGUUGCAUGGUUAUAUUCUGAGGAUGGUCAGUUGCAUUUGAAGAUAGGAGAGAAACUAUCUGAGUUAAAAUAUCUUUUGAACAGAAAAGGUAAUAUCCCUUCAGGCGUGGAAAAUUCUGGGAUCUCAGAGUACUUGGAUGACAGAAAGGGGUUUUGUGCCAAAAAUCAUAAUGAUCGCAGUAAAAAAUCCUGCAAACACAGGAGUAACAAAAUGCUACGUAAGCAGCAGAAGAAUGAUGUACUAUACUUGAAUCAAAAUGACGUUCAGAAGCAAGCAGAAAAGUAUGAAACAGAAGACAGUAGGGUUCCAUGCGCCCUCCGUGAAAUGGCAAAACCUUUUCAGAUGAAAGAGAAUGCUGUAUGCAGGGAAGAGCCAUCUAAUGCUGUUUGCAGUAAGCAGGCUGAUUUAAUUUCUUUUGAGAAGAUGAUAUGUGGGGAUUAUAUGAAGCUACUUGAUCUGGAUAGCGAUACUGAUGAAAGAAGGUAUAGAGCUGCAAUAGAGAUGCCUCUUUCACCCACUUUGCCUGAAAUUGAGUCUGCUAGCCUCAAACUAUGUGUACAGGAUGACUCUCAUUUUCUGAUAGAGGGAACUUUGAAGAGUUUUGAGACUGAAAGAAGUAAUUCCUUGCCAUUCCAUACCUUUGAUGUCAUCGAGUUGGAGAUUAGUUCCAACACUGUGAAACAGAAAGCCCCCUCAUUUGCAGGAACGUCAUUGAAUGAUAAUCCAGUCUUAAGUCAUUCAUCUGAAGAAGUAAGAAUUCAUGGUACAAUUGUAACAGAUGGUGAUUUCAAGCACCAUGAUAUGCUGUGUAAUAUUGAACAUAAUCCUUCCUUCCUUGAAAAUGAUAGUAACAUGGAUGUUGAACCAACAUAUAAUGGCAGUAAAUCUGGCGACUCAGUGCAGAAGGCUAGUGAUGCGCUGCCUAUCAUGGGGCUAAAGGACCAUUGGGAGUUCAAGCACCUUGUUCAUGGCCAACUAGGUCCUAAUACCAUUUCUGAUUCAAAGGUAUCUGAGGAAGCAGUGUCAGGAGGGUCUGACAAAUCAUUGCUCUCAGGAAGCACAAGCUGUAGCUUUCCAAAAUUCACAUUGCAUUCCGAGCAAUUAUGUGAGAAUUGUUAUAUGCAUAAUUCUAUUCCAAAGAUACAUAAUUUAUCAAGGGAACUAGUGAAUGUACCAAAUGGAACCCAUGGAUUGACUCAUGCCACAGUUACAACUUCCACAGAAAUUCAUAUUGAAGGCAAAGGAGAAAAACAUGAUGGUGCAAUUGUUUCUCAAAGUGGUGAAAUGCUUGAUAAAAGUUUUGAAGCUGAGAAAUCUGAGCAACAUGGUAAUUUACUGGUCUCAGAAUGUGCUACAAAGACGGAAGCUUCUGAAUCAAUGCCUAUGUCCACCAUCAGGAAGAUCCGUGAUCUAUGUGCAGAGAGUGAUGGACUUGAACUGGAGAAAAUUCCCAAGUAUUUUGUUGUGUUCUCAAAUAUGGAUGAUUGCAGCAAAACAAGGAUAUCACAAUAUAGCAAGACCGUUAUAUCUCAAGGCUGCAUGGACACCCAAGUGCUUCGUGCUAUAGCUAUGGAUCCUGAACUUUUACCUAAAGAGAAGGCUGCUGUUUUCUUUUCAUUAUUAUUGUGCAAUAUUUCUGGUACACUGUCGGCAAAUUCAAGAUGCACCAGGAGUGGAGAAUUUCUACUACCUUCUGGUUCUUUUGCAGAAGAGAUUAAUAAAGUGUUAUCAAAUGGGGAGGCAAGAUGGUUAAUUCUAGAAAUAUGCCAACUGAACAUUCUUGUUGAGCUAAUUGAGGAUUUUCUCAUUAAUAGAAAAGUUCUGUUGUACACUGACAGGCUGCUCGAGCCUUUGUCGGCAUGUUUCUCAUCACAGGAAUUUCAUCAGUUAAAUGGGAGCGGUCUUUGUGUGUCUACUAGAGAUGCAACAGUUGAUCAAAUUAUUGCUGGUUGUGUCAUAUUUGCAUCUAUUUCUGCUGCAGUAGGUUGCAUUGGCAUUGUUCUGGAGUUGUCUUACAGAAUUCUUCGAACGUGUAGAAAUGAUAUUUCCUGGAUUCUAUUGGCGCUGCAUGUUUUUGCUUUUGUAUGUGGCGAGAAAUUUUUUAAUCUGGACGACUGUCAGUUUCUUCUAAAUGCUAUUAGAUUGGUGGUUUCACUAGUUGAGCAUGGGAAUGAAUCUGCACAUUCUGCUUCUUGUCUCCAUUCAACACAACAUAUGCUUAUCUUUCCUCCCUGCGAGCAAUGCCCAUUUGCUACGGAUGAAUUUUGUAUGGAUAAUUUUGCUUGUUCGCUUUUGGAUGAGCUACAAUUUUAUGCCUUGGCUGGUAAUAUCAAUCAUCUGGAUGGAAAAAAAUCAACUGCUUCAAUCGGCACAUUCCAGUCAUGCUCUGAGAGAAAUGAUGGAGGGACAGUCAGUAAAACUAAAGUCAGUGGACUGAAAACUGAGUGCGUUGGAUCUUGCAGUAUAUACAAGUUUGGAAAGCUCGCUGCUGAUCGGUCUGAUUGUUUUCCUGAGAGCUCUUUUUGCUACUUUACAGAUAUAAUUUCUUUGGUGGAGCUGAUUGGGUGCUACAUGAGAUGGGACUGGACAUACGACAAAAUCGUGUCUCAUAUUGUAAAUAUGCUGGAGUUCUGCAAGUCUGAGGAGUUUUUAGCUGCUCUUUUUGUAUUAGUAGGUCAGCUGGGAAGAUUUGGCAUCGAUGAUGGUGGCUAUCUCCAGAUUGGAGUUGCAGAGCUGAGAUGUAGUUUGUCCAGGAUUCUAGAUGCAAGCCUUACCCAAAAAAGGAGUAUCCCCACUCAAUUUUCAGCUGUUGGUGCUUUGCUAAAUCUUCUUCCAUUCAAUUUUGAAGAAAUUGUUGAUGGACACCCAGAACUUUCACAAGAUGCUACUGAAUAUGGUUAUGUCACGCAAGUAAAGAAGUGGUUUUCUCAUCUAAGCAUGGAACAACAGGCAAUUUCAUUUGAACUCUUUAGAUAAGCUAAUGAGCAGGGAAGAUGAUUUUUUUUUCCAUAUUGAUUAUGCAAACAAUUGGUCACGUCAUGCCAGUCUCUGUCUCCAAUGCAUGAUCCUUAAUUUGGAGCAGCAUUCCUUCUUGCCCUUCGACACGCUGAAGAUUAUUGGUUGAACUUAUUGUAGUCUAAAUCUCUGCUUUCAUUGAGAUCAUACUUGCUACGUCAUUCCGAUGGGAUCUCAGUUGAUUAAUUGGUAUAAAUGAAAGUUCUACUGAUUUUGGUUCAAGGGGCACCCAACUACAGGAUUGAUCAAGUUCUUAUGGCAUGGGUGUGGGGGCCUGGUGAAAAUUGUGCUUAUUUGGAUACGAUUUUGGUAAAGGAAUUUUCUUUCAGUGCCAUACAAAACAUUUCUAAGGCCAAUUCUCUUGGAGUGCAUUUUACCUCCACUGCUCUCCUCUAGACUCAACGCACUGACAAGUCUUGCAGAAGCUAAACAUUCUUGAAGUGCAAAUAAAUUUUGCUACAUCAAAUCAUUAUACCGCAUGAGAGGUGAAGAUGUCAUUUUGAACUCAUUAGUUUGACUUUGACAGGAGUGAAUCUGGAGAGAGAUGUAUUCUGGAUUACUCUGAAUGCCGUUCUCGGUUUUGCAUUAAUAUGAAUGGCAAAAUCUGCAGUGUUAUUUGGCUGUCGUAUCUUGUUGCAUUAAUUGUAAUCAAGCCACCAGCAAUUCUGUCGAAUCUUUUCUUCUGUAAAGAUCUUUAUUCUUCAGAACCAGAUGACUUGCAUGGUCAAUAGUCUUGCGUUGGUUUUUGCAACUGUUUGUAUACUGGUAUACUUGUUGCAAUGUUCUGCUUGCGUUGCCAGUUUGCCGAAGUAACUUCAACACAAUUUCUCGUAGUGGUGUCGUGUAGCGCAUAAGGCCAUCUUUUUGUUUACCUCUUUGAUCCGUGGAAGAUGUAAUUGCUGCAGAGACUUGGAAUUUUAUUUCAAUUUUAUGUUCAAAGUUGGUAUUCUCGAAA